AUGGCCGUGAUCUCCAUCGAAAUCAUCUCCGACGUAAUCUGUCCCUGGUGCUUCAUCGGCUACCGCACCCUACAGAAAGCUAUCUCACUAUACCAAAAAACAUACCCGGGCGGCUCAAAGGAUGAAUUCGUCAUCGAGUGGAAGCCGUACUUCAUCGACCAGGUUGCGCCGGAGAGCAGCGUGCUCAUCAAUGACCGCAUGGCGCGCCGCAUGACACGCCCUCAAAUCGAAGCUGCUCAGACGCGGCUGAAACGGGUCGGGAAGAGCGUGGGGAUUGAGUUUGCGUUUGGCGGGUAUAUGGGCUCGUCGCGGCUUGCGCACCGGGCAUUGUAUUUUGCGUCUGAGAGGGGAGGGAGUCAGAUGCAGUGUGCGCUUGCGGAGGUGCUGUUUAGGUAUCAGUUUGAGUUGGAGAGGGAUGUUAGUGGGGUGGAUGUUGUUGUUGAAGCGGCGGGUGAGGCGGGGUUGGAUGGGGAUGCUGUUAGGGUCUUUCUGGAGGGGGAGGGUGGGAAGAAAGAGAUUGAGGAGGAGCAGAAUAUUGUAAGGGAGAUGGGGGCCAAGGGGGUGCCGUGCUUUGUUGUUGGUGAUGGGAAAGAGGUGGUUGAUGGGGCGGGGGAUAUGGAGGAGUUCUUCGGGGCGUUUGUUAGGGCAAAAGGGUCUGCUUGA
Molecule: messenger RNA, 663 nt
Organism: Aspergillus mulundensis
Lineage: Eukaryota; Fungi; Ascomycota; Eurotiomycetes; Eurotiales; Aspergillaceae
Product: DsbA family oxidoreductase
Exons: 3
Coding region: 1-663 (220 amino acids)
Molecular function (GO): oxidoreductase activity
Source: RefSeq, a predicted model, not a curated record